AUGGGCGAAGGCACAAAGUUCCACUAUGCUGUUUACUACGACCCCUCAACAGACCAGUGCAGCCCUUUCCAUUACAAGGGCGAGAAGGGCAACGCCAACCGUUUUGAACACGAAAGAGAGUGCAUCAGGAACUGUUCAGAUAACGCCGAGAACAUCUACCCAAUGGAGGACGCCAAAGCAUGUACCCUCAAAAAGAUGGUAGGAGGAUGUGAUGGCAGCUUUUUGAGAUACUACUACGAUCCGAUACAUGAUAAAUGCAAAAAGUUCUUGUACAGCGGAUGUCUUGGAAACGGAAAUCGAUUUUUUGACUCCGGCAGCUGCAAUAACACCUGUGUCGGCAUUCACGAGGAUGGUGACGAGGAGGAGGAGUACGAGCCAGACACACCUAUUGCAAUCAUCUGCAUCGUCUUGAUCGUAUUAGUCGUGGCUGGAAUUAUCACAACGGUGGUUAUCCUGGCCGUUCGCUCAAAGAAAAAGAAGCCAAAGAAGCCAAAGAAGUCUAAAGGAAAGAAACGUAAAGAUGGCCAGGCUGACACACCUCUUCAGGACAAAGAGAUUGAAAUGGCAUAG
Molecule: messenger RNA, 570 nt
Organism: Salarias fasciatus (jewelled blenny)
Lineage: Eukaryota; Metazoa; Chordata; Actinopteri; Blenniiformes; Blenniidae
Product: protein AMBP
Exons: 5
Coding region: 1-570 (189 amino acids)
Molecular function (GO): serine-type endopeptidase inhibitor activity
Source: RefSeq, a predicted model, not a curated record